Molecule: messenger RNA, 3370 nt
Organism: Eublepharis macularius
Lineage: Eukaryota; Metazoa; Chordata; Lepidosauria; Squamata; Eublepharidae
Product: nuclear GTPase SLIP-GC-like
Exons: 20
Coding region: 399-2708 (769 amino acids)
Molecular function (GO): GTPase activity
Source: RefSeq, a predicted model, not a curated record
AGUUGUCUUUUCAGAACCUCUUUAUAAGAACUAUGUAAGUUAGUAUUUUUUGGUAACUAGAGCUCUUAAGGCGAUGAAAUAUUUAUACGAACAUUAAUCUUUUUUCUGUUUUGUGGAGAUCCCAAGAAACAACUUCUGAGUCAACUGGGGGUUCAGAGAGCCCCUAUAAUUGAAAGGUCUUCAGAUUCAUUCAGGAACCAGCUGUAAUAAUUUAUGCAUUUUUGCUAGAAUCGGAAGGGGCCGUACAGACUGUCUAGUCCAACCCCCUGCCCAGCGCAGGAUCAGCCUAAAGCAUCACUGACCAAUAUUCAUCCAGACUCUUCUUGAAAACUGCCAGUGAGAGGAAGCUCACCACCUCCCUAGGCAGCUGAUUCCACUUUUGAACUACUCUGACGACAAUGACAUCUAAAAAUGUCACUACCUCUACCACUGAAAUUAACAUGGAUGAAGAGAUGCAGUUGCCACUGGAAGACCCAAGAGGUGCAGAGGGAGAAAACUCAUUUGAAAUUCCUCGUAAGAGAAAGAAAAAAAGUAACAAAUAUGAAGCCUUUUCACCUGAGGAGAAAGACUGGCUGAAGAAAUAUAAAACUUGGGAAUCACAGACAAGGAAGAAUCUCAAGAGUACACAUAGCAAAUUGCUUGGUGAUUUAUCUCAACCUGAUGCACAGAAAGAAAUUCAGUAUCUCAAGAACCGUUUGAAUGCCUUGCAGGAGAAGACUUCCUUGGACCCCAUAUACAUUGGGUUUCUUGGGCGAACAGGCGCAGGGAAGACCUCCCUCCUCAAUGCCAUUCUAGGGAAGAAGCUGUUUCUGCCAGUGUCUGGGAGCAGUGUGUGCACUUCAUGUGUGGUACAAGUAAAUACAAGCAGUGCUGAACAGUAUGAAGCCACGGUUCACCUUCUCUCAGAUGAUGAGUGGAAAGAAGAGAUGAAAAAUCUUGUGGCAAUUUUGAGCAAGAAUGGGGAUGAUGAUGAUGAUGACUAUAGUGAAUGUGUGAAUGAUGCCAUUGAAAAGCUCCGUGUACUUUAUGGGAUGGGAGCUGAAGAAAAAACGUAUGAAGACUUGUUGAAGACCAAGCUUCAACAGUCUAUUCCUACCAAAGGAGCCAUUGCAAUCAAGGCACAGGGGGCAGAAGAGCUGUCCCAAAAACUGGAUCCUUAUAUUCGUGUUCGAGAUGAAGGUACUGAUAGGCUCUGGCCACUGAUCAAGUACGUGGAAGUGACUGUUCCAGGGUCAGACAUCCUUCCAGAAGGCAUCGUAUUUUUGGAUAUUCCUGGUACAGGAGACUUUAACAAAAGGAGGGAUGAGAUGUGGAAACAGAGUAUUAAUAUAUGUUCAGUCGUCUGGAUUAUCAGUGACAUUGAGCGCGUUAACGGAGAGAAGGUCCAAGCCAGGUUACUGAACGACAGCAUCACGGCCUUCCGUGCAGGGAACUGUGUUGACUUUGCUAUGGUGGUCACCAAAUCAGAUAACAUUAAACUUGAAGAAUACAGAAGGGAAAGAAAAAAUAAAAAUGGUCCCGUUGAGAAUGAGCAUGAUGCCAUUUUAGAGAGGAACCAAGAUGUGAGGAGCAAGAAGGAGAGAAGCAUUAAGGAGAAGCUGCAGAAAAAAUUGCCACCUGAUUCAGAAGUCUUUAACAAAGAGGACAAAUUGGUUUAUACAGUCAGUGCCCAAGAGUUCUGGGAGCCAAAGCACCUCAAACAAGGAGAAACAGAGAUACCAGAGCUGAGGGCGUACAUCAGGAGACUCUAUCUGAAGGAGAAGCAGAAACUGGUGAAAAAUUAUGUGACUGAAGUGUUGAGCAUUCACAAGCUGGCUAAGAAUUAUGGUUCCAUGCCACAGCUUGAGGAUCAAAUGUUUCAGAAAAGUGGUGUGGAAGAAUUGAUGACGAAGGAUAUUGACUCUUUGGAGAAGAACCUUGAAAUAUGUUUUGACAAGAUAAAACAAACCUUCCCUAGGGAUGUGGACCAUGCCAGAAGGAACUACAAGCAAAUUGCUUUAAACUUACUCACAAAAGCUGAAGGAUACAGAGGUUAUCACAGGACCCUGAAAGCGGUGUGCUUGAAGGAUGGUGUCUAUGCCUCUAAGAGUUUUGCACGCAUUGAUUUCAAUGAAAGCCUUGCCAAGCCCAUCUAUGAUGAAAUUGGGGUCAUGUUUGAAAACAUCUUCAGGUCCCAAAAUGUUACCAGAUCCAGUCUGUGGUCUCACCUGGAAAUGUUUAAAAAUUGUGUGAUGAUCAAAAUACGCCAAAUUGGAAAAGACAACAGCCUGCCAAAUGAUAAUAGCCAGAGUGAAAUUUUCCUUCAAGAAACAAAUGUAAUCCUGCAAAAGCUAGAAAAAGAGAUUCUCCAGAGGAAGUCACAUAUCUACCAGAGUCUUUGUGCGUCUAUUCAAAGUGAUCUGAAGCCCCACUAUAAAAUGGCCUCAGAAGUUAGGGGUCAUGGAGCCUGUGGGUGGAUGAAGACCAUCCUCAUGGAGGGCAUUGAGAACGAGGUCAAGAACAAGAUGUUUGAGAAGGCCAAAUCCAACAUGGAGAGCCAGUUCCAGGAACUGAAGAGAGAUAUCUUGCUGAAUCUGAAGGAAAACAUUUCCAUUGUGUUCAAGUCGGUCUUCUUGCAACAGGAACGGGUUGCUGUGCACAUAGCAGAUAUUGAGAAUGAAUGCAGAAAAAUCCAGGAGAUCUAUAACGAGUUACAAAACAAUAAUUAACGAGAAAAAGAUUUUGUUUCUUAAAAUACAGGGGUUUUUUUGCAAGCUAGUUAUAGUUCACAUCACAACUGGUUGGGCACUGUGUGAAACAGGAUGCUGGACUAGUUGGGCCACUGGUCUGAUUCAGCAAGGCUUUUCUUAUGUUUUUAUAACGCUAUAUUUCAACUUGGGUGAAGGGCCUUAUAGAUUAUGAACCUUUGGAGGAUUCAUACAUUUUGAUAUUCUUUUAAAGUUUCAGUGUAGCAGGAUUAGGGGUUUGCCCAAGGACCGAGACCAGACAGAUUCUUAGGAAAGAAAGGUUUAUUUGCCGGCAGGCUCAGAGAGUGAUAUUAAAAAUCACUGAAUUGUCUGAGCCCCGAACAGAGGCAGCUCAGAUGCUAAAUACAGUUACGCUUCAGUCACAUCACAUGGCAUGAUUGUUCACUUACUAUUGGUGUACUAUGAUUACAUUUCUCUUACAGCAUUGCAACUUCCUCAUCAGGCUUAUCUAUUUGCCCCAGACAAGGUAUUCUAACUAGCACAGCAGAAAUAUGGCUAUUUGUCUUAAGUCAGCAAUCUCAGCUCUAUUCUGAGAACCACAAGAAGUGGGCUUCCUCUUUCUCAGACGUUUCUCAGACAUUGUCUGGCUACUUUGUCAGACUAUGGAAUCCCUGUUAUCUAGA